Ceutorhynchus assimilis (cabbage seed weevil) is the source of this 3171-nucleotide messenger RNA. Lineage: Eukaryota; Metazoa; Arthropoda; Insecta; Coleoptera; Curculionidae. The record is from the annotation of a GenBank genome assembly.
CUCAAGUCAUAGGGUAGUACUAAAAUGAUUAAAUUUGAUUGAUCAAAUGGGACCGUCCAAACUCCAUAAAGUAAAUUGCUUAACGGCAUUUUGUGAGAGGAUAUAAUCAACUUUGCUCCAUUGAAAUGGAAAAAGCGAUUAUUCUAUUUGAGUCCUCAUCAAACCGACAUCAUCCCUCAAAAACCAACUUGUUCGCGUUCCACCACGCGGCUGCCUCAAACGAAAUCGAUUAUUCCCCUAAUUCCAUCCCUGUACCGCACAAGCGUAAAAACAGGCUUUGUCAGCAUCCAGCAUCGACCAUCUUGGCAAGAUGAAAAUCCAGUUAAAUUGGUGCGUAUAGUGUUUCGAGCUGUAAAAGGGGUUGCUUGGAGGUAGCAAUAGAGCGUUUUUUUGGAAUACAACGAGAUAUUGAUUUUGGUUAUUUUUUUUUUUCGAUAAUAUAAAAUCAUGAAUCGUUUCGGCAGUUUCAAAUUGCCGCCGUUAAGUGCCGCCGUUAAUGUUGCUAACCAAAUCAAACGACAAAUUAUUCCUUCGUCGCAACAGGCUCCGACUACCGAGGGCCAUGGACGUCAAGGAGAAAGGGUUCACUUUGCCCAAUUGCCCACUCAAAAUCAUACAUCGCACGGUGGUAUCAACCACGAGCAUCACGAAAUGGCAAACAUGCAAUCUAGCACCAACCCAUUUGGUACAACAACCAAUCCCAGCAACCCCUUUUUGCAAAAUCAAAUGGAUAGUGAUGGUUUUCAACAGGAAAGUAAUUUUACUAACAACCAAGAAGGUAUGAUGGUAAAGCAACAUAGCAGAAUGUCAUCAGUGGAUUUUUCGGAGAAUAGUGAUUUUGUCGAAGGCAAGAGCGACGUGAAAAUUAGCGAAUAUCAAGCUGCCUGGAACGUUACCAAUGCUAUUCAAGGAAUGUUUAUUGUGUCUCUUCCGUUUGCUGUAGAAAUAGGAGGGUAUUGGGCCAUCGCCGCCAUGAUAUUUGUAGCGCAGAUUUGUUGCUACACCGGCAAAAUUUUAGUAGAUUGUCUGUACGAGAUUGAUUUGCAAACUGGAAGACGAAUACGAGUAAGAGAUUCGUACGUGGCCAUAGCAAGAGAGUGUUUUGGCAAAAAUUACGGUCCCAAAAUAGUUAGUAUCGCCCAAGUAAUCGAAUUACUGAUGACUUGCAUCCUCUACGUGGUGGUGUGCGGCGAUUUAAUGAUCGGCUCGUUUCCUGAAGGAGCAAUCGAUACAAGAUCUUGGAUGAUGCUCGUCGGGAUUUUUCUAUUACCCCUAGGUUUUCUGAAGUCACUGAAAAGCGUCUCCCUUCUGUCAUUCUGGUGCACAAUGUCCCACAUUUUGAUAAACAUAAUAAUCGUGGGCUAUUGCCUAUUGUAUAUCGGCGAAUGGGGUUGGGGCAACGUAAAAUGGACUUUGGAUUUGAAAAACUUCCCAAUUAGCUUAGGAGUGAUUGUGUUUUCUUACACUUCUCAAAUUUUUUUGCCGACUCUAGAAGGUAACAUGGAAGAUCCUUCAAAAUUCGAUUGGAUGUUAGAUUGGAGUCACGUAUGGGCUGCUGUUUUCAAAGCAGGGUUCGGUUAUAUUUGUUUUUUGACUUUCCAAAACGAUACCCAGCAAGUUAUCACUAAUAAUUUACACUCUGCUGGGUUUAAAGGACUGGUGAAUACUUGUUUGGUCAUCAAAGCCUUGCUCAGUUAUCCUUUGCCGUUUUAUGCUGCUUGUGAGCUUUUGGAAAGGUCAUUUUUCAGGGGCAAACCAAAAACACCGUUUCCUUCAAUUUGGGAUCAAAACGGUGACCUUAAGGUUUGGGGAUUGGCCUGGAGGGUGAGUGUUAUUUUAUUUACAAUUCUCAUGGCCUGUUUUAUACCGCAAUUUCAAAUUUUGAUGGGUUUCAUUGGGAGUUUUACCGGUACUAUGCUCAGUUUUAUUUGGCCUGCUUAUUUCCACAUUAAACUUAAAGGUAACACGCUGGAUAGGAAAACUAUUAUUUUUGAUUACUUUAUUAUUUAUUUGGGUUGUAUAUUUGGGGUGAUUGGGAUCUUCGAUUCUGGUAGGGCGCUUAUUGAUGCUUUCUCUAUUGGGCUUCCAUUUUAAUUCCAUUUAAUUUACAAACAAAAAGAUGACAUGAAGAAGGUGCCAUAUAAGCAGCAUACUUUUCACAAUUAGUUAUGUGAAUUGGAAAACGAACUUCAUUAUAGGUAGGUGAAUAUUUGAAAAGAUUUUUUAAAUAUUUAUAUAUGUAAUAAAAAAUAUACCCGUUAUUGUUGCACAAGGUUGGUUUAGCCUAUAGAUGUCCAACAAAAUUUAAAUUUUUAGAAAAACCUAUAUACAUAUUUUAAGCCAACGAAGUCUUCCAUUUUGAAAACUGCUGAUAAUAAUAUACAAUUAAAUGUUUGGUGUAUUUUUAUUGAUUAAUUAAAUUAUGUAUCAAGUAUUCAUAAAGUAGGAAAAAAAAUUAUUGAUACAAAAUAACAUGACAAUAAAAAUGUAAAUAUAUAGAUUUUCUUGUUUCAACUAAUUUUGUUAAUUAUGUUUUUGAUUAGGCACAAAACGACACUUUGUCUAAUGCAGACAAAGAAUAACUUAAGUCAUUUAGCUCUAGUCAAUUCUGGAAAUAAAAUAAUUAGAUUUAAGACCAACGUAAUUGAAUCUAGCUCUAUUAGUAUAAAAUGUAAUAAAACAAAAAUUAAUAUUAUUGAUGGUGAUUUAUAGAAACAAAUGUCUUCCAAAUAAUGUAAAUCUGUCUUCCAAGAUACAUAUUUAUUCAUUAUGUGUACUAAAAAUGUUCUUAAAUGUGUAAAAAUCUAUUUACUAUUAUAUUAUUGUAAAAUGUACCUAGUUAUACAUUUGUUAGCGAUUAGGAAAACUUGUUGAAAAAUUGUUACACUAAAUGUAAAAAAAUGUUAGAUGUAAAAAUCGUCUCGUUUAUAUUGAGAGUUCCAUCAAUGCACAAUAAAAUAGACAAACCAAAAAUAUUUUAUCAAAAUAAUUUUUGAGGUCCUUGCAAAAUUGUGAUUUGUAUUGAAUUUUAUUUGGAACAAUAUACCUUAUAUCAAUUUCCAAGAAAAUAAAAAACGUGCAAUGCAAUAAUUCUAGUUGUAACUAUUUUUAAAAUGAUACCUAUAUAAAUCAAUGUAUAUUAUACAAGUGAAUGCUAAUAUAAAACUCGAA